AGAGAGAGAGAGAGCAAUCGGGUCGAAUCCCGGAGAUGGAGGUUUACUGGGUGAUGCGGCGUUGGUCGCCCGCGAGAUCCCUCGGCCUUCUUAUAGCCGGCGUGCGUCCCCCUCGGCCCCGACCUUACAUGGCGAUUCGCUCAGAGUCUUUCUGUGAUCGGAGGCGGCGGAGGGCGUACGACGGGCUGCUGCUGGACGCCGGCGGCACGCUUCUCCAGCUGGCGAACCCCGUCGAGGAGACCUACGCCUCAAUUGGGAGAAAAUAUGGACUGCUUGCGACUGAGAAGGACAUAAAGCAAGGUUUCAGGAGGGCUUUUGCCGCUCCAUGGCCGGAGAAGCUUCGCUACCAGGGUGACGGGCGGGCAUUCUGGAGGCUGGUUGUAUCCGUAGCCACCGGUUGCAGUGAUAAUGACUAUUUCGAAGAAGUAUAUGAGCAUUUUGCAAAUGGUGAUGCAUGGCACCUACCUGCUGGGGCAUAUGAAGAAAUGUGUUUGUUGAAAGAUGCCGGAGUUAAGCUGGCUGUUGUCUCUAAUUUUGACACCCGCUUGCGCAAACUGCUGAAGGACCUCAAUGUUGCACAUCUGUUUGAUGCCAUCAUCAUCUCUUCAGAGGUCGGGUUUGAAAAGCCAGCUGCAGAGAUAUUCAGAGCAGCUCUAGAUCAAAUUGGUGUCCAGUCCAGCAGAGUGAUCCAUGUUGGAGAUGAUGAAAAGGCAGAUAAACAUGGUGCCAAUGCCAUUGGAAUUCAUUGCUGGUUGUGGGGAUCAGAUGUGAAGUCAUUUGCUGAAAUCAGCAAUGGGAUUCUCAUACCAGAUUCAGAAGAAAGAAACUGAGCUCUAACUGAAAGCUUGUCAACUCAGUUCGAUUCAAGACACUGCACAACAUUGUAUCUUGUUUCACUAAUAAGUUUGAAGUUGUUUUGACAAUAAUCAAGCUCCAUUGUUCUUACAUUUGCUAGAGAAAUUGUUUUCCACUAUGAACAGCCACUUCCAAGU
Molecule: messenger RNA, 992 nt
Organism: Musa acuminata subsp. malaccensis (wild Malaysian banana)
Lineage: Eukaryota; Viridiplantae; Streptophyta; Magnoliopsida; Zingiberales; Musaceae
Source: RefSeq, a predicted model, not a curated record